AUGUCGAAUGACAACAGAAAGCUUUAUGAAAAUUUACGCCGCCUUUUUCCGCAAAGAAGGUUGAAAAAACCUGCCACCAGAAUCGCUGGGUAUGAUCAAGAGCCGUCAACCUUUGCAAAUCCUGUGGAUGAAACGACUUCAAUCCCAAACCCUGAUAUAUUCGUUCCACAACCAAAUAAAUCUAUAACAAGUGAAAUCCAAAAUGCCAUUGAAGAUGAGGGAGAGAGUUCUACCAAUUCGUUGGAUGAUUCGAACAAAGAAAGAAUUGUCACCAAGGCAGAUGAUGCUGCUGUCGCCAAGGCAGAUGAUGCUGUUCCCAAGGCAGAUAACGCAUCGGACGCACCUUCCCCGACACCUUUCAUGAGACCUGAGCCGAAACCUCCCAAAAGUUUACCAAAAGUUGCUUUGGAUUUGUGGGAUGUGGCUUACGAAUCUCUUAAAUCUGAAAAUCCUGGCUUAUGGAAAGACUAUGAAAGAAGAAUAGACCUUUGGUUACAGGCCGGCGGUGGGAAACCACGAUAUUCAACUAAGUCUCAAAGUAUUAGCUUGUCUACUAUGAAUUAUGAAGAGAGACAGAAGCAGAUGGAGGGAAUCAUUAGCCUCUACCUCAGCAUUGAUCAAGACGUUGAAACUGCUACCGAUGCCGAGACCGAGACGGACAGCGAUAUUGAGAAUGGUGAAGAUACUGAGGUCGACAGACGGUCAUACAAUUUGUCGCCAUAUAUACGGGACAUCAUGAAAUCAUCCGGCUACCGUGUUGGCGACCCAUCUCUACCAUGGGCAGGUAUAUGUCUUUCCAUAGAGAGUAUCUCGUAUCCUGCAUACAAACCAAAAAUAGCGUUAUCCAGAAUUGGCUACAUUAUAUCCAGAAUAAGAUGGUAUAUACUUCUUGCUAGUCUUCUUAACGAUGACAACGAUGACAACGAUGACAACUUCACCAAAAGGUCUACUAUCAAAGAACAACUAACUUUGCAGGACCGAAUCACGGACCUUUAUAAAGAAAUUCUCUUAUAUCAAGCUCACGUCGUUUGUUCUCAAACAGAGAAAAUUCAAGAGAAAUACAGAACCGAAGCGGAUCAGUAUCUAUUGACCAGAGAUGGUAUUAUAAGCGCGGCUGGCGUGAUUAGCGCAGAAAAGGCUCUGGCAUGCUUUAGCGGGCAGCAAGUCGAAGAGCAGCUCAACAGCCUUGCCAAACUCUAUGAUAAUGAAACAGCCAGUGCGACACGCGAUGAUAAGCGAUAUGCUGACGCCAAUGACGUUAAAGACGUAUUGGGAAGAUUAAGCGCAGUAGACCCCAGGGAAAAGAUAUUAGAAUUGAGCGAAGAGACUCUCAAUCAUCUCUAUGAAUGGCUAUGCCGUACAUCGCAAUAUACUGAGCUCACCACCGGGAACUCGCAUGGACUUUGGAUCACUGGUGCCCCUGACUCUGGUAGGACAAUGGCUAUGUGGGCGAUCAUUCAGGGGCUCUCCGCGCAAAGAAGACAAUCCUCGCAUACCAGCUUCGUCUCGUUUUCAUUCUGCGGUAACGGCAAACAUGAAGUCGACAGACUAAAAGGCCACUUAGUUGAUAAGUACGAAUCGACAGGUCGAAUGGAUUUCUCAGAUGGAAACGAUGCGUAUGUCUUAUCACUUGCCUUGUAUGACAUCAUCAGAGAUGAGCAAUUCAAGGACACUAUUUUCCUCAUUAAUGGGAUUGAUGAGAUUGAGAAUGGUGUAUAUUUUACCAAGGAGCUCAUCAACACAACAAUAAGCAUUUCAAGCAAAAUCAAGUGGGUCGUUGCAACCUCUAAUUCCCAUGAGAACAUCUUCAUAUCUACUACAUGUUCCAAUCAAGAAGACAACUUAGCGCAUAUGAAUGCAAACGACGAGCAUUCCAUUCAACAAGACAAUAUACCGCAUAUCGACAUGAAUAAUCAACAAAGAUAUAUUCAAUCCAUCCUCCUUGACUGCUAUAUUCCUUUUAAGGUGGAGAAGUUAGCACAAUACAACAGACUAUAUCAGGGAAAAUUUCGCCAAGACGUCACUGAUCUACUAUGCAAACUCUGCCCUGGGAAUUCUCUAUGGGUCGAUAUAGCUUGUGAAGCGAUACGACAAGAAGAUGCCUGGAAUGCUCUAGACAUUCUUCAACGGAUAUCACAAAACAAGUCGGAAAACAAGAACCCUUUCGAUCCAAUUUGCGAACAGAUGCGAAUAAAUUAUCCCUGGCCUGCCUCCAAACCUCUGAAUCAGUUGUCACAAAACUUGUUAAAACAUAAUGGCACAAUCCACAAACUGUAUUCCAAUAUGCUAGCUGACAUUGCCGAAUUACCUUUUCAAGACUCUAAACUCUGUUUGAGGAUACUAUUUGCUAUGGCUGUGGUGUACAGGCCUCUUGAUCUACUUGAGCUGGAAGCAGCUUUAGAUCUAGAGCCACAGAUCGACCUUGAGCUUCUGGUUAAGAAGUGUUCCGCCUUCUUGGAAAUGCGCGGCACAAUUACAGCAGCUACAUUCUUUACCGAGAAUAUCUUGCAAUGGCUAGAUCUCUUGAUAUCAUCUUCUCGGUUAUCUCAGGCUUUGACUCUGAUAUCAGAGUUACAGAACCAUUUCUCCAAAAAACUAGAGUCAGGACACAAUAGCAUAAAAGACAUUCAAGAAAAUCUGAGUCAUAUUUACGAGACGCAGCAACUACUCCAUUUCCAUAAAAUGAGUUCAAGUCCAGUCGACGCUGGUAUUAAGAAUACUCUACUUUUUUGCCCACCCGAUAGCAUAAUACGAGAACUAUUUUUGAAGCAAGUGUGGCCAGAUUUAGCAGCCUCACCAACCGUUACAAACUUCUGGAGCCCUAUCAUUCAUAUUCUCAAGGGACAUUCAGAUUAUGUUCGCACUUGCGCCUACUCUCAUGACGGCAAGCUUCUGGCUUCGGGAUCGGAUGAUGGCUCAAUACGCAUCUGGGACACAGCGACAGGGGAAAUGCAGCACGUAAUUCAAGCUUUUUCAAGUUAUGAAUACAUAUAUGAUAUUGCUUUCUCAAAAAAGGGUUAUUUGGCUGCGACAGACCGAAGAAACAUCAAGAUUUGGAAAGUUGCUACAGGCGAGCUACAAAGCUUUGUCUGUCGGGAAUCAAACAAGACUGGUAUAGUAGCCGGUAUCCAUUUUUCCGAAGAUGGAAGUAUGCUCGUGGCGGCAGUGGAUGCUUCCAUCGUCAUAUGGAGGGUUCCGUCAUUCCAUGUCAUUUUGAGAGAGAGAAAUGUUUCUCCAUACGAAGCUGCGUGUGUAAGAUUUUCCAGAGAUGGGGCUUUCCUAGGAUGGGUUUCAGAAGCUCAUUUUCAUAUCUGGAGACUAGAGUAUACAAAAAAAAGCGUGAUUGACAAGGAAGAAACCAUAUCAAAUUUACCAAUGGAGAAAAACUGGAAAGUUAUCGAAGAAAAGAAGCUGCGAAUUCCAAUGCGGAUGAGCGACGAUUGGACCCGUGGGUUUGAUUUUUCCCCCGAUUCAAAAUAUGUUGCCACAGGAACAGACGAGUCGAACUUAGUAUACAUCUGGGAUUGGAAGUCGGACGCUGAGCCAACUGUUCUCACUGGACACACUGAUUCUGUUAGAGCUGUUGCAUUUUCCCCUUGUGGUUCCUUUCUUGCAUCUGGAUCAGACGACGCAACAUGCAGAAUAUGGAGAAUUCCACAUGACGCUAAACAGAAACAGCCAGCUUUGAUAUUGAGAGGACAUACGCGAGGUGUUUAUGGGUUGUCAUUCUCUACCCUCUCAAAAUGCAUUGCUACCUGCUCUAGCGAUAAAACCGUCCGCAUUUGGGACUAUGAUACCUAUGUGACCGAAGCGAAGCUAAGGGCUGAUAUGGUGGAUGAAUCCCAACCACACAAACGGCAAAUCUCUCGCAUUGCAUUGUCUGAGAAUGAGAAGUGGCUUGCGUCAGCCUCUGAUGAUGGUGAAAUCUGUCUGUGGAACGGGAAAUCGGGAGAAUUUAAGCAAAGGCUGUCUGUUCAUAAACAAAGUAUUGAAUCACUUGUAUUCUCUCAAGAUUCCACACGACUGGUUUCCGCAUCCGACGAUGAAACUAUUGGAAUCUGGGACCUUACAGGUAGUCCAACGCCACGGCUUCUCUUCGGCCAUGAUAAUUGGGUGCGCUGCGCUGUAUUAUCUCGCGACGGAAAACUUGUCGCUUCGGGAUCUGAUGAUAUGACUGUUCGAGUGUGGGACAUCACACAACCUGGUGUUGGAAAAGAUGGGCAACUGAAAGGUGACGACGAAGCGACAGAGGAGGAAGAAAUGCAAGGGGUACGAAUACUUCGAGCUCAUGAAGACUAUGUUAUGUCCGUACUCUUCUCAAACGAUGGAAAAUACGUGGUGUCCGGAGCAGAUGAUGGCGAGAUACUACUUUGGAAGGUCCUCAUGGAUCGACCAAGUUCUUCACAGUCAACGACUGUAAUCAGAGACAGAGGCCAUGGUCGUGUGCGCACAAUGGCAUUCUCAGCCGAUUCAAAAUUGUUCUUCGCUUCCUGUUCCGACAGCAUAUCGAUAUGGAAGGUUGAUGAAGAGAAUAAAAACAGCAUAUCGAUCUGGAAGGUUGACAACGAGAACGAGAACAUGUCAUUCCAGUUUGAUUCAUCUGCUAAAACAAAUAGUGCGCUUUACUCGUUGAGAAUUCUUGAUGAAUUCCCAAAAUACUUGAUAACAGAAAUGGGCCCUAUGUUAAUUCAAGAUCUACGGAAGGCUUCUUCAUCUGCACAAAUAAUAUACCCACUUUGGAGCCUACUUAGCGUCCAAAACCGUCACAUAGACAAGAAAGAUGAGAAAUGGAUUACUUGGGGUGACAAAAAGCUGGUUUUUCUACCACAGCAGUUUUACCCUACCUCUGCCCAGACCCUGCUAAUACAUAAACAAAAGAUUAUCAUCGGAUGCGCUUCAGGACAGCUCUUAUUCUUCAGGUUCGAGGAAGAUUCAAAAUUCGAUAACUUUUCAAAUUUGUGA
Trichoderma virens Gv29-8 is the source of this 4962-nucleotide messenger RNA. RefSeq lists its product as uncharacterized. The transcript is spliced from 5 exons. The record is from RefSeq and is a predicted model, not a curated record. NCBI's taxonomy places the organism in Eukaryota, Fungi, Ascomycota, Sordariomycetes, Hypocreales, Hypocreaceae. Bases 1 to 4962 code for a protein of 1653 amino acids. Gene Ontology annotation, molecular function: protein binding.